UCAACAGAUUGGUUUGUUUGUUGCAGGUACCGUCCAGCUACCUGAUCCUGUGGGUGACCGUGGACGUCUUGUCAGCUGUGAUAAUCAUCACAGUGUUUAUAGUACAGAGAAUCCGACUGUAUGGGACUUCAUUUAUCCCUGAAACCAUCUCCCUGAACAGCACGGCCCGCAGCGCCCAGGGACACCGAUCUCGCAAUAUGAAGGAGAAACUGCUGUACAACAUGACGGAUGGGGACCUAGUGGAGGAGGUGGAUGUACGUGCUGGCCACGGCGGCGUGGUCAACCAGCCCGCUUCAUCGUACUCCAUGGCUCCAUCAACAACGACCCCUACUCCAGUAGAUACCACAAUGGGAACACCUUCCCCGACAUUGUCUAUACAAAGCUCUGAUACCCAUGAUGUUACCAACUGA
Haliotis rubra (blacklip abalone) is the source of this 410-nucleotide messenger RNA. Its product is annotated as glycerophosphodiester phosphodiesterase domain-containing protein 5-like. Lineage: Eukaryota; Metazoa; Mollusca; Gastropoda; Lepetellida; Haliotidae. The annotation marks the transcript as partial. The transcript has 3 exons. The record is from RefSeq and is a predicted model, not a curated record.